UACUGGACCGGGUUGACCGGUCGAACCGGGAGACGAGCACCGACUGUCGGCUCGGUGUCCAGAAGAGGGCCCCCCUCGGGCUUCCACUUCGCCUCUCUCGUCUCUCCACCUUCGCGCCUCUCCGCUCGGCCGACCAACCACCGCGCCGCCGCCGCCUCCUCCUUCUCCGCCGCCUGCGGCUCCGGCUACGGCGAGGACGCCACCCCGCACGCGGCCAAUCGGAACGGACGCCGCUCCAGUUCACAGCUGAGGAACCUCUGGGAGAGAUUUGGGGGGACCUUGGCUUUCAUCGCGGCAAGAGAGAAGAGAGUGAAUUCUGGUUCCUUUUGGUACCAGUGCUCGGUAUGGACAGGGGUUUGAUGUUCCUGGUGCGAAGAGCUUUGACGGUUCGAAACCCGAACCAGACCUUUAGCUUGCGCUGCUUUUGUUCUCCCCCUAUGUCCCUUUCCCCUCCCUCCAAUGGUAAACUCUUUGUUGGUGGACUGUCGUGGUCGGUUGAUGAGAAGUCCUUGCAAGAUGCUUUCUCUUCGUUUGGGGAGGUCACUGAAGUUAAGAUUUUGUACGACAAAGACAGUGGCAGAUCAAGAGGCUUUGGUUUUGUUUGUUUUACAAACCAAGCUGAUGCUACAUGCGCAAAAGAUGCCAUGGAUGGGAAGGCAUUGCUAGGCCGGCCCUUAAGGAUAAGCUAUGCUCUUGAAAAGGUUCGUGGUGCUCCAGUUGUCGUCCCUCGCCUCUCAAGUAAUGGUGAUGCCACCAGUCUGAAGCGGUGAUCUUUUCUGCUUGAGAUCAAGACUGGUCUUGGCCAAGGAAGUGGAUCAACUUGCCCGGUGAAAAGGGAAAUGGCUGUAAUCCAUAUUUAUGAAGCUUGAUCUUGCUGGAGGGUCAAAUACUGAUGAAGCUUGGUUUUCAAUUACCUGGAGGAUCUAUUAGUGAGAUCUAAUCAUCAGCUAUUUUGGUAACUGUGCCAAUUCGCCUUUUUACCUCGCGGUAAUUAUGGUGAUAGGCUGUGGAGGGCCAUGAGUCAUGCUAGUCGCUGGAAGCCAUAAGCAUGCCUUAGUGGGUACUCAUUGAUAACCUGUGCUGGUGGGGAUUGAUGCUCUCAUUGAGAAACUUGAUUAUUGUUCGAUGAACGAUUGGCCCCUACUGCUUAUGAGGCUGCAAGUGUUAUUCUCUCUUUCUAGUCUUCCAUCUGUUCGCCGUGAUAUUUUCUUUAUUGCUGUAGGAAUGCUUGAUCAGCUACGUUCUAAAAUUUGUUCAUGCUACUCUUUUGUUCUCCAA
Messenger RNA from Eucalyptus grandis, 1278 nucleotides. RefSeq names its product glycine-rich RNA-binding protein 4, mitochondrial. The record is from RefSeq and is a predicted model, not a curated record. The coding region runs from base 345 to 770 and encodes 141 amino acids. The transcript is spliced from 6 exons. NCBI's taxonomy places the organism in Eukaryota, Viridiplantae, Streptophyta, Magnoliopsida, Myrtales, Myrtaceae. Gene Ontology annotation, molecular function: RNA binding.